Molecule: messenger RNA, 363 nt
Organism: Pollicipes pollicipes
Lineage: Eukaryota; Metazoa; Arthropoda; Thecostraca; Pollicipedomorpha; Pollicipedidae
Product: diuretic hormone class 2-like
Exons: 3
Coding region: 1-363 (120 amino acids)
Biological process (GO): body fluid secretion
Molecular function (GO): diuretic hormone activity; G protein-coupled receptor binding
Source: RefSeq, a predicted model, not a curated record
AUGACUCGUCACCUAAACGUAAAUAGCGCCUGCGCCUGGCUUGCUGCCAUCGUCUGCUUCGUCUUCUGCUGGUCCUUCAGCAACGCCAGCAUGCACAAGGAGGACGCCGAGAGGGAAUCUUGGGCGGAUGAUGUGGAGAAUCUGCAGAAAGAUAUCUACGUCAGCGAGCUGAUCAAUCGGCUGCACGCCCUUAGCGACGGCGAAGAGAUCGGUCUGGCCCACAAGCGCGGGCUGGACUUUGGUCUGGGUCGCGGCUUCUCGGCCGCGCAAGCCGCCAAGUACAAGAUGGGUCUGGCAGCGGCGGCCUUCCCGGGCGGACCCGGCCGCCGGCGACGCUCCGUGGAGCAGGCGCUCCAUCUGUAA